This is a messenger RNA of Dentiscutata erythropus, 132 nucleotides long. Lineage: Eukaryota; Fungi; Glomeromycota; Glomeromycetes; Diversisporales; Gigasporaceae. The record is from the annotation of a GenBank genome assembly.
AUGUCUGAAGGUUUGGAUUUAGAUCUACCCACAGCUUCAAAAGAUCCAUUAUUUUUUGAUCCUAAUAUGUAUCCAAUCUGCGAACAAUUUAUGAUUGAGCAAUGGAUCUAUAUUAAAUGGUGGUGUACCUGA